Messenger RNA from Aspergillus mulundensis, 2013 nucleotides. RefSeq names its product CBS and PB1 domain protein. Lineage: Eukaryota; Fungi; Ascomycota; Eurotiomycetes; Eurotiales; Aspergillaceae. The transcript has 4 exons. The record is from RefSeq and is a predicted model, not a curated record. The coding region runs from base 1 to 2013 and encodes 670 amino acids. Gene Ontology annotation, molecular function: protein binding.
AUGUCUUCAACACCCACCUUUCGAGGCACCACUAGCCAUAGAACUGUCGGACGCGGCAGGUUGCCUGAUUUUGAAGGAGGUAGCUCGGCCUCUCACAUUCCACGCCCUCGACCCGACUCGUCGUCUACGAUCACAUCUCACAACCCUCAUACGCCAGGUAGCGACAUCGGCAGUUCCACAAUGAGUGCGGCAAGCAGUCGGCAGAGGCAAAACCAGUCGAAACGCGAUGAGGCUAUUCGACGGAAGCUGGAGGCAGACCUCAACAAGAAGAGGAGUGUUCCAGCAAGAGCGAAUCGCGCCCGCAAAGCUCCUCCCGGUACUGUCCUUGCUCUCAAACCGAGCUCGGCUCUCCAGAUCAAGCCCUCUACUACGAUCGCCGAAGCCGCGCAGUUGAUGGCUGCGAAGAGAGAAGACUGUGUUUUGGUGACGGACGACGACGAUCGAAUCGCUGGUAUCUUCACCGCCAAGGAUCUUGCGUUCCGGGUGGUAGGAGCUGGACUUAAGGCUCGAGAAAUUACGGUCUCCGAGAUUAUGACGAAGAACCCCCUGUGUGCGAGGACGGAUACCAGCGCUACCGAUGCCCUCGAUCUGAUGGUUCGGAAAGGUUUCCGGCAUCUGCCUGUAAUGGACGAAAACCAGGAUAUCUCGGGUGUUCUAGAUAUCACCAAGUGCUUCUACGAUGCUAUGGAAAAGUUGGAGCGCGCCUACAGCUCGUCCCGCAAGCUAUAUGAUGCGUUGGAGGGUGUUCAGUCAGAACUCGGCUCUAGCCAGCCCCAGCAAAUCAUUCAAUAUGUGGAAGCCCUUCGGUCAAAGAUGUCUGGCCCUACCCUCGAAACCGUACUGGACGGUAUGCCUCCCACCACGGUUUCCGUCCGGACUACGGUAAAAGAGGCUGCCUCAUUGAUGAAGGAGCACCAUACGACUGCUCUGCUCGUGCAAGACCAAGGAUCUAUCACAGGUAUAUUUACUAGCAAAGAUAUCGUUCUUCGUGUCAUUGCGCCGGGCCUUGAUCCUGCAACUUGCAGCGUCGUUCGAGUGAUGACCCCUCACCCCGACUUUGCUCCCAGUGAUAUGAGUAUCCAAGCUGCGCUCCGCAAGAUGCAUGAUGGGCAUUACUUGAACUUGCCUGUGAUGAACGAGGGAGGCGAGAUUGUGGGCAUGGUGGAUGUGCUCAAACUUACCUACGCUACAUUAGAGCAGAUCAACUCAAUGUCAACUCAAGAUGACGAGGGUCCAGCUUGGAACAAGUUCUGGUUGUCAAUGGACCACGAAUCCGAUUCCAUGGUUUCUGGAAGCCAAAGCCAACAGCCACAUACCCCGCAUCGGUCAAUGAUCAAUCCCGAGUCACCGAAAGCUAGCUUCGACGCACGGGACAGCGUGCUUCCAAACGAAUCAGCGUCCCACCAUGGCGGUGACGAGCACUCCGAGUUCCACCACGGAGAACUAGCCCCGUUCCCCUUCAAGUUCAAGGCACCGAGCGGCCGGGUGCAUAGAGUCAACAUACUCCCCGCUGCUGGCAUCGCCGAACUGGUGGCUCAGGUAACUGCCAAGCUUGGCCCAGAGGUUGAAGCCGUUGGCGGCGCGGCCAGCUGUGAAGAUGGCAUACUCAGCAACACUGGCUACGCUUUAAGCUACGUGGACAAUGAAGGAGAUACUGUUUCCAUCACCACUGAUCAGGAUCUUGUUGAUGCUGUCUUCAUUGCGCGCCACGCUCGUCACGACAAGGUCGACCUCUUUGUCCAUGACCCAGCUCAACCCCCAAUUAUUCCUGCUCCUGUUGAGCCUGCCCCUGUCAAGCCACUCGAGGUCACGACUCCUCCUGCUUCAGACGAUCAGGUGCGGGAUGAAACGCCUGCUCCCAAGUCCCGAGCGAGCCAGGCUUAUCCCGCUCAUCCCCCUGAAGAGCAACUCAUUGCAGGCGUUCCCAAUGAUUUGCUGCUCCCUGGAGCGAUUGUUACUUUGGCCGCCGUCAUUGCAGGAGUGUUUAUCUUGAGCCGCUCCACUUCUCGAUAA